Molecule: messenger RNA, 14364 nt
Organism: Capra hircus (goat)
Lineage: Eukaryota; Metazoa; Chordata; Mammalia; Artiodactyla; Bovidae
Gene: UBN2
Product: ubinuclein 2
Exons: 17
Coding region: 240-4232 (1330 amino acids)
Cellular component (GO): nucleus
Source: RefSeq, a predicted model, not a curated record
UUUAUGUGGGGGAUCCAACAUGGCGGCUGCGGCGACCCUGGCGAUGGCGGUGGAGCCCGUCAGAACAUAGUGGCGGGGAAGGGGGCACAGUCCGCACUCACGGUGGCGUCGGCGGAGACGGCUGAGGGUGGUGGAGGGAAGAAAAGCUACAGAGAGCAAAAGGAAAGGCAGGCAGGCAAACAACUCGGUGUAGAACCGAGCGCCGGCUCGAGCGAAGGCAGAGGGCCAGAACAGUGGGGAUGGCGGAGCCACGCAGAGUAGCGUUUAUUAGCUUGUCACCGGUGAGGCGGCGCGAGGCCGAGUUCCCGGGGGCCGAACGCGAGCCCGAGUAUCCUCGCGAGCCUCCCCGGCUGGAACCGCAGCCGUACCGCGAGCCGGCCCGGACGGAGCCGCCGGCCCCGCGGGAGGUUGCCCCCAGGUCGGAGGCGCAGCCCCCGCCGCGGGAGAAGCCGCUCCCUCAGCGCGAGGUCAGCCGCGCCGAGCCGCCCAUGUCGCUGCAGCGCGAGCCCCCGCGGCCCGAGCCGCCGCCACCGCCGCUCCCGCAGUUGCACUUGCAGCCGCCCCCGCCGCGGGAGUCGACUUCCCGGGCCGAGCCGCAGCCGAGGCCGCCGAGGGAGACGGUGCGCCUGGAGCUGGUGCUCAAAGAUCCCACCGACGAGAGCUGCGUGGAGUUCAGUUACCCGGAGCUGUUGCUGUGUGGAGAACAACGGAAAAAGCCUGUUUACACAGAAGAUCCGUUCAGUGAUGAUCAUCAAGAGAGGCAAGAAGUGGAAAUGUUGGCUAAGAAGUUUGAAAUGAAAUAUGGUGGGAAGCCCCGUAAACACCGGAGGGAUCGGCUACAAGAUUUAAUCGAUAUAGGCUUUGGCUAUGAUGAGACAGAUCCGUUUAUUGAUAACUCAGAGGCUUAUGACGAAUUAGUUCCUGCUUCUCUAACAACAAAAUAUGGAGGCUUUUAUAUCAAUACUGGCACUCUCCAGUUUCGCCAAGCUUCAGAUACUGAAGAAGAUGAUACCACAGACAACCAAAAGCACAAGCCACCCAAAAUUCCCAAAAUAAAAGAAGAUGAUAUUGAGAUGAAGAAGAGGAAGCGGAAAGAGGAAGGGGAAAAGGAGAAGAAGCCAAGGAAAAAAGUACCCAAGCAACUGGGAGUUAUGGCUCUAAAUUCACACAAAUCUGAAAAAAAGAAGAAACGUUAUAAAGAUUCUCUUUCUCUAGCUGCCAUGAUAAGAAAAUUUCAGAAAGAGAAGGAUGCAUUAAAGAAGGAAUCUAACCCUAAAACCCCAGUGAACUUCUCAACCUCCUCUCUGAAUAAACCCCCCUCUGCUGCUGUAGCGUUGGGAAAUGAUGUCUCGGACCUGAAUCUGAAUAGUGCUGAUCCGGACCUGCCCAUCUUUGUUAGCACAAACGAACAUGAACUAUUUCAGGAAGCUGAAAAUGCCCUAGAAAUGCUAGAUGAUUUCGACUUUGACAGAUUACUGGAUGCUGCUUCUAAUGGUAGCCCCCUCUCGGAGUCAGGGGGAGAGAAUGGAAACACCACCCAGCCAACCUAUGCCUCUCAAGUUAUGCCCAAGGUGGUACCUACACUCCCAGAGGGUCUGCCUGUCCUCCUUGAAAAACGUAUUGAAGACCUCCGUGUAGCUGCCAAACUUUUUGAUGAAGAAGGAAGGAAAAAAUUCUUUACACAGGAUAUGAAUAAUAUUCUUCUGGACAUUGAGUUACAGCUGCAGGAACUAGGCCCUGUCAUUCGUAGUGGUGUCUACUCCCACCUUGAAGCUUUCGUGCCAUGCAAUAAAGAAACACUGGUAAAACGUCUGAAGAAGUUACAUCUCAAUGUCCAGGAUGAUCGUUUAAGAGAACCUCUGCAAAAGCUGAAACUGGCUGUCAGCAAUGUCAUGCCUGAACAGCUAUUUAAAUACCAGGAGGACUGCCAGGCUCGUAAUCAGGCUAAGUGUGCCAAGUUUCAUACAGAUGAAGAACGAGAGAAAAAUGGGUCCGAGGAAGAUGAUGAGGAGAAACCAGGGAAACGUGUGAUAGGACCAAGGAAGAAAUUCCACUGGGAUGACACCAUUAGAACUUUGUUAUGUAACCUUGUUGAGAUCAAAUUGGGAUGCUAUGAGUUAGAGCCAAAUAAAAGCCAGUCUGCUGAGGAUUAUCUUAAAUCCUUUAUGGAGACAGAGGUGAAACCAUUGUGGCCUAAGGGCUGGAUGCAGGCAAGAAUGCUUUUUAAGGAAAGUCGGAGCGUACAUAAUCAUCUUACUUCUGCUCCGGCAAAGAAAAAGGUGAUUCCUGCACCUAAACCCAAAGUGAAGGAGUGUAGUCCAAAAAAGGACCAGAAAACUCCUGCAUCCUCAGUGGCUUCAGUUGGUGGUCCUUCAACGAGCUCUAGCACAUCGGCCGUGGCCUCUACCAGUUCUGGCUCCACGCCAGUGCAGGAGACCAUCUGCCUUGAUGACUCACUAGAUGAAGAACUUUCCUUUCAUCCACCUGCUCUGGAUCUUGUUUCUGAAGCUUUAGCUGUUAUCAACAAUGGGAACAAGGGCCCUCCAGCUGGCUCAAGGAUAAGUAUGCCAACUGCAAAACCUCGUCCAGGACUGAGAGAAGAAAAAUUAGCAAGUAUCAUGAGUAAACUGCCACUGGCUACGCCCAAAAAACUAGAUUCUACUCAGACUGCACAUUCGUCGAGUCUCAUUGCUGGCCACACGGGGCCAGUACCAAAGAAACCCCAGGAUUUAGCUCAUACUGGCAUCUCUUCAGGCCUUAUUGCUGGUUCUUCAAUUCAGAACCCAAAAGUUUCCUUAGAACCUUUGCCAGCCAGGCUGCUUCAGCAAGGACUGCAGAGGUCAAGCCAGAUUCAUGCUUCUUCCUCUUCACAGACCCAUGUCUCCUCCUCUUCCCAAGCCCAGGUUGCUGCCUCUUCUCAUACUCUGGGAACAUCAGAGGCCCAAGACGCUUCUCCUUUAACACAAGUAACAAAGGUGCACCAGCAUUCAGCUGUCCAGCAGAACUAUGUGUCUCCAUUACAAGCAACUAUUAGUAAAUCACAGACCAACCCAGUGGUGAAGUUAAGUAAUAAUCCCCAGCUUUCCUGUUCAUCCCCACUUACUAAGACUUCAGACAAGCCACUUAUGUACCGCCUUCCCUUAUCCACACCCCCACCUGGAAAUGGUUCUCAAGGGUCCCACUCCCUGGUUUCUAGGACAGUACCUAGCACCACUACCUCCACUAACUAUUUAGCCAAGGCGAUGGUGUCACAAAUCUCCACGCAGGGUUUCAAGUCCCCCUUCUCAAUGGCUGCAUCCCCAAAACUUGCCUCAUCUCCAAAACCCGCCACGUCUCCUAAACCCUUGCCCUCACCUAAGCCUUCUGCCUCACCCAAGCCCUCUCAGUCAGCUAAGCCUUCGGUAUCGACUAAACUUAUUUCUAAAUCCAACCCAACUCCCAAACCUACUGUAUCCCCAAGUUCUUCCAGUCCAAAUGCACUAGUGGCCCAGAGUAGCCACUCGAGCAGUAACAACCCAGUCCAUAAACAGCCCAGUGGAAUGAACAUCAGCAGACAGUCUCCCACCUUGAAUUUAUUGCCCUUGAAUCGCACUUCAGGCCUUCCGUCUACAAAAAAUCUUCAGGCCCCUUCAAAGCUAACAAACUCACCAUCCACUGGAACUGUUGGGAAGAAUAGCUUGAGUGGAAUUGCAAUGAAUGUACCUGCCAGCAGAGGUAGCAACCUUAACUCAAGCGGAGCUAAUAGGACUAGUCUGUCUGGGGGAACAGGAAGUGGAACACAGGGUGCUACUAAACCGUUGUCUACUCCACAGAGACCAUCCUCUGCCUCAGGGUCUUCAGCGGCAACAGCCAGUGUGCAGUCCACAGCAGGAGCAUCAUUAUUGGCUAAUGCCUCACCUCUGACUCUCAUGACAUCACCUUUGUCUGUAACAAAUCAAAAUGUGACUCCUUUUGGGAUGCUGGGUGGCCUUGUUCCAGUGACCAUGCCCUUCCAGUUUCCCUUGGAGCUACUUGGCUUUGGAACGGACACAGCUGGAGUGACAACCACCUCGGGAUCUACCUCAGCCGCUUUCCACCAUAGCCUAACUCAGAAUUUACUAAAGGGUUUACAGCCAGGAGCUCAGCACGCAGCAGCGCUUUCCCACGCACCUCUGCCUACACAUGUACAGCAAACAUUUAAUGAUGGAGGCCAAAGUAAAGGGGACACUAAGUUACCACGGAAAUCUCAGUGACUUCCCAGUAAACAAAGGAGAUGGCACACUUGGCUGGCUGUUGGAACCUACCUGAUGGGAAAGUACUCGUGUGGUCUUAGGGCUGCUGUUCUGUCGAUGUUUACAUUCUCUCGUCCCAAGCACUGUGGUGAGGAGGAAAAAGAAAAGGAAACAUUACUUGAGUAAAGCCAGGUGCAGGAGGAAGAAAUGCUUUUGUGCAAAGUUAAGUGUGACCCUUAGUCUCUUCUAAAGAAAGACAAAGUUACCAUAUUAACUGACUUGAAAGAGACUCAGUUGUCAAACCCACAGAAAUACAAAUUUGAUUUUUCCCUGGGCAGGAAAAAGGAAAUUGAGGAUUUGGGUAAACUCCAUCCAUCCUGGGGGUUGGAUCUGAACACUUGUAGACAUAACUGCAUAAUAAAAGGCAGUAUACCCCAAAUUAGGCCAGUUUGUCAGGAGUAAUGGUCAUGUCUGAGUGGACUAUGCAGCAAAUUUGCCACAAGAAAUAUUUAAUGGCCCUAUGUCUGAUGCAGACAGUAGCUGAGUAUAAAUCAUGUACCCUCAAAAAUCCUGAACAAACUUGAAUCUUCUCCAGUGUGUAGCAACUCCUGUGUAAAUCAGUGGACUAAAGAUGUUUCAGGAAAGUUAUUUUAGCACAGUGAUAUAUAUUACAUUUUUUUAAGUCAAAAAAUUGAGCCUGUUGCUCAUAACAGAUGAAACUUAGAUGUCCCCUUUUUGUAAAAGGGUCAAUUACAUCUUCCAUUCAGAAGCAGGUACUUAACUCUCUUCUUCAGGUGAUUUGUGCAUCUGGUGUUGACUGGUUAAUUCUUAUUUCCAUUCUUGAUGUUAAAAUGUGACUUGUGUUCACAUUUUCCUCUUGAGAAAUGGGGAUCUUUGUUGUAGGACUGCAGCUUUGGUCCACUUAGCCUUUGCAGGCCUGCCAGUAUGAACUGUCAAUUUCCCCCAGCAUCACUUUAGUUCAUAACCUCUCCUUCUGUUCUUUUAGCUAGUGGUAUUUCAGGUGAUUAUUAACUGUUGAUAUAAACAGGUAUAAGUGUGUGUUGCAGUGCUUCUUCAUUGGUCAUUCAAAUGGCAUAUAUAUAUUUGGGGGGAAUUUUGAAGAUGGUAUUUUAAAGGGAGGAAUUAAAUUAGGAUCAUUGUGUACAGGGGAUUAUUUUUAUAACAAUCAUAGUGUAUUUUUACUCCCUAUAUCCACUGUAGUGAAACUGAUUUGGAGCAUUUGAAAUUUUAAAGUUUUACUAAUACUUAGAGUAUUGAUAUAUGAGUAAACCUGCAGAUAAUAAGACUCCAUUACUAGAGCUUUCUCAUGCAAAUUGCAUGUUCAACAAAGGAUGUUAAGGGAGAAAUUUAUAGUGUUUGGAUACAUUUUGUUGACUUUUUUCACCUCAUCAUUGUUCUAGUCUUUUUCUUCCUGUUUAGGCUUCUGAAUGUUUUCAAACUGUUCACAAGAAUGGUGUAAGGUUGGUCCAUUAAUAACGCCAGACACCUAAAAAAACUGCACCAGAUUGGUGGUAGCAAGAUUUCUUACGUAUGUUUUCAUUACAGGUCACCCAAUACCAUUAAUAUUUAUCCAGAUAAGGGUAUAAUCAGGCCCUUUUUUCCUUUCACAAGCAAAAGUUGCAAAUAGGCUUUAGGACUGUGAAUAAAUUAACACAAUGCUUUAGAUCUGUAAGCCCAUAUUUUGACUUCAGAGUCAUAUUGGCUUACUUCACAGCGGAAAAAAAAAAGUUAAUAACCGAAAACUUUAGUUCCAAGAACUUGUUACAAUAAGAGGAAAGGGUUAUUUCAAAAAAAUCAUUGAUAUAAUUACUUGCUUCUAAGAAUUUAGUUUUUCAGUAAAGCAAAUAAGAAUGUUCUGUCAACCCUAGUAGAUAUUUUGAAAGGAUAUUGGGAUGUUGCAGAUAGGUUUGGCUUGAAUAGAGAAUGUUUGAUUAAAGUUUGUUCGGUUUUUUUAACUAGGGAAGCUUACCCAGUUCUUGAGUUCUUCCAGUGUAGCAUACCUCUUGCUUUUAUCUAAUUUAGAGGGGAAAAAAAGUCUGCUAAUCCUUAGGGAUUUUCCUUUGAGAAGCCACCUUCAUUUUACUUCCCUGAACAAGGAGGGAACCCAGUGCAGAUUCCUCUCUCUUCUGGUGGAGAGUGGUGCAUGUACUCAUCUGUGUGUGUGUGUUUGUACACAUACAUUUAUUGAUAGAUGAGUUCAGUGGUAGUUUAAGUUGAGGAAUGACAACUUUAAUUUGGUAAGCCCAUCAACUCAAUCACACCAUAUGAAGACACUCCCCCCCCCCCCCCCCCCCGGCCCCGCCAUGAUUCUGUCUUCAUUUGAGAAGAGUGGGAUUAUCAGUUCCUCCCCCAUAUCGUUUUAUAAACACCUGAGGGCUCUGGGCUCUGAGGCCUCCUCUGUGGAGAUUUUAUUCUGUUCUCUUCAAUCCUAAUUCUGUGAGAACUGCUGCCUCACCCCCAUCACAUUUUCAUUACCUUCAUCCAUUUCAAUCAAGACUGCCCUUUUAUGUUGUACAAAUGAAAUAAACAUCCUUAUAUUUCUUAAAAAGUAUGAUCAAAGAGUUACCGCAUGUAAAUACCUGUUUCUUUUCUAGGUCAUAACAUUGAAAAUGGUGUCCAUACCGUAUGGUCACCUAUUUUUACAGCUUUUCUUACUAAAAACAUACAUACAAAUCAGUUAUUUUUUAGCACAGAGGCUUGCGACUCAUAUUCUAUUUUUGCACUUGAAAAUCAAAUUAUGUUAUUUUUUAAAGUGGAGAGUAAUUGGAAAGGCUGUAGAGCAAUGUGUCUUUUCUGAAGAGCAUUAGCAACAUCCCAGUGUAAAAGUAAUCAGCACACAGUUAUAUCCCAUGCCAUGGGAUUCUUGAUUCAGGAAACGUAAGCUGUUUUCAACGGUCUUGUAUUUUAAAUUGCCUUCGCUGACGUAUAAGCUGUUACUGUACAUACAAGUUAAUCCUCAGUAUUCACAAGCAAUAAUGAAUGAUCAGCAGAGCUGUCUCUAGAGAUAGCAGUGCUGAGCCUCGGCUGGAGACUGAGAGCAAAGUGUCAAGCUCAUUCAGAGCCUCCACAAUCGAUGUAAGCAAUAAUUUCAUUACCAGUCGGUUAUAAUUCUUUCUCAUCUGCUUCUGAGAUCAGAGGGUAAAAGAAAUCAUGAUUUUAAAACCAACUGAAGAGAUUAAGUAUUGGGGGAAGAAGUGAAGUUCAUCUGAGGUCCCCAAAUCUCAAUUUUGAGGGACUCAGAGCAUUGUGUCAGCACAUUCCUUCAUGCCUGCCACCCCUUUGAUGGAUGUUGUUAGCCCAAAUUUCUUUCUUUUUUUUUUUUAAUAUCAUAGAAGCUGAAUAGGGUUUAUCAUAUCACCCAGCUAGAAGGAAGAACCGGGCACACACCUGUUUGAAUGCUGUGGGUUUGACACCUGUAUGAAAACAACUUCUACAAAAAGAUAUUUAGUCGAGGAUUCCCACCCACCCCCAAAGCAGAUUUAAAUUGUUUACUACCCAGGUUUGGAAAGGGCAGACACCUCUAAUCUUUCUCCUCUCGUUGCCCUCUACCACACCCCCUUUCCACCUCUACUUGGUUCAAGACAUUUUCUGAAAUGGAAUUCUACUGUUAUUCAAACUGCCAUUGAUUACGCGAAUACUGUGUCCCUUGGGAUCAUCUCUUAGCACUCCAAUUAAUCUAUCAGAUUUGCUGCUACAUUUGUAAAAUGAACUUUGCCUGUAAUGUUCAACUUCAAUUUACAGUUCUUUAUUUCUGGGAGGCUUUGUCAUAUAAUUUGACCCAUGUACAGAACUAGGAUACUUUAUUUUAGGGGUGUACCAUAAAAGCACACUGGUCCUUGUAUUCUUUUCAUCAUUUAGGUUUUGAAUUUUUGUUUGCUCUUUUUGUUGGUCGAUGUUUAUUUUGUCCUGUUUUAAAUUAGAAGAGGGAGAGAAAUCUGCAAUCAGGCCAAACUUGAGAACUUGCCCCCGUGCUUCAGCACUGCAGUUUCUGCUGACCUUACGUUCUCAGAAGGGCACUUUUACCUGCUGUUGUGCAUGUAUGGUGGUUUUUGUUUGUUGUUUUUGUGUUUGCUUUUAGGGGGCUUUUGUUUUUCUAACAAUGAUGCAGAAGACAAAUGCAGUAGUAGGUAAAUGAUUAGAAACAUGUUAGUUUUAUUUCACAAAAUUUAAGAGAAAAGGUUUAACUCUGUAAAUCGUUUCUUAGCUCUGGUAAAAUGGCUUGUAUUAUUCCUCUGAAGCAUAUUCAAUUCAGGCCUUUGUCUUUGUUAAGUGCCUUUUUUUCCUUUCUUUUUUCCCCUCUUUUGAAACUGUUCUCAGAUAUCCUAAAGUACAGGCUAAUAACUAACGUCAGGGGAUUCAGGAGGAAGAAUCUCAGAGUUGCCAAGAUCAUGCCAUGCUGUAAUCUUCUUUUUCUUUAUAUGUAUAUGGAUAUAUGUGUAAGAUACACACAUACAUGCAUAUGUAUAUAUGUGUGUAUAUUUGUAUACAUAUGUAAUAUAUAUAUAUAACUAGUAGCUGCUGUACCAUUGCGUCCUUUCCAAGCACUCCCCUUUUAAUGUUUGCAAAAUUUCUGCCUUGUUUAUUCCAUUGCCUUUAGUUGAUUUGAAUGGGUAGAUUGGGAAAUUGUCUUCUCACAAGAUACUGUCUCUGCCCUUCGAAUAUCUGUUUGUAGAAGUUAACAGGAACAACAACUACAUAUAAAACAAGUCAGUUACUAUAACUGAAAUAAAUUUAGUGGGCUCAUUGGCUGCUCCUGGAUGUAAUCCACUGCUGUGCCCUUUGGACUGGGCAUAUGUAAUACUAGAGAAAGCAUCGGCACAACAAGAGUCUGUCCAGGUCAGGUUGAUAAGGCACAUGAUGUCAGGCAAGACCAGAGACAUGGGAGAGCUAGAGUUAGAACCAUGGUCUUGUUUCUGAGUUUCGAAGCAAGUUAGCAACUUUGUCCAUAUUAAAAAUGCACCAUAUACUCUUCUGGAAAAUGGGUUUUGAAGAAUUCAUAGAGCUGCUUAUCUAUUAAAAGGGUAAUAAACUUAGAAGCAGAAGGACUUCAGAUAUGGAGGGAAACACUCGUAUAACCCAUGGCAUUCUUGAGAGAGCUUCAGUUUUCUCAUUUGCCAAAUAAUUACAUUUGGCUUAAUAUGAUUUAAUGGUUAUUUAUGUUUCUCCUUUGAGCAAAAUAACAUAUCAGUAAUUAGUGUCCAUCUGUUUCUUGUUGAAAACAGAUGUGACAUGUGAAGGGAGACUUAAGUUGAACCAAUCCUCAAAACCCAGUAUAAAUAUGUUUAAUAAACGCCCCCUUUUAAAUUCAUUUUAACUGAGGAGACUGGUGGCCAAAAAGGAGAAAGCAGAGGCUCCUGGCAGUGUUACUUGAUAGCAAGACUGUUAUCAGGUAGCCUCAGUUCAGUCAUGUUACUCUUGAAUUAUUGUGUUUAGGGGGAAUAUCGUUUAACCUUUGUGCCUCAGAUUACCCAUUAGAAAAUUGGGUAUAAUAAUAUUGACCUACCUCCCAGGGAUAUCAGAGACUUUUUCAAAAAUAUUUUGAGUUUUUCUAAAAUGUCCUAUAUAAUUUAAAAAAGUAUUAUCAUCUUCCUGCAGAGGCUAAAAAAAUGUUUCCCUAUGAUGGGUAUAAAAAGCACCAUAUGAUUUUUAGGUUUAAAAAAAAUCACUGGAAUUCUAAUUUAGAUACAUAUGUGUUAUUUAAACAUACUAUAUUUGUGGUUGGAUAAAAUGCUUAGUUUCAGGUUAAUAAGAGGGGAGGGGGUAAAUAACACUAAGUUUCCUAAUUAUAAGUAGUUUUUUUUUUUUUUUAAGCUGUUUAUGGUAUUAUUACAUGUGUGAUUUUUGCCAAGAUUGUGGAGCUGAAGCUAGCUAAAGUGUGAAUGAUUGGUUACUGGAGUUGAUUAAUGAUCCCAAAUGUUUUAUCUGCCUCACUUUGCCAUGUUCUCAGCCUAAUUUCCUUAUAUUACUGUUCAGUGAUGAGAAUAGCUAAGCUUUUAACUUUCUAAGAAUGAAUGGGGGGUCUCCUUCUCGUAGAGACUGUGUCCUGUUCCUGUAACCGUAGGUUCAUCCAGCUCCGCACUGAAGGGGCAAGCACUACACAGUCUGCUAGGCGCACUUCAGCCUGUCUCCCUUUGUGAUUUAUGCUUCUUCAGUAUGAAAGAGUUGGAGCCAUCAACUGCUCAGGUUGUAGAAAAAUGGGAGAGAGGAGGCAGGUUCCUCUUCCUAGCUGGGGCAACCGUGGGAAGGGUGGGGGUACAAAGAAAUAUAUUUUGCCCAGCUCCAGGGACGAGAGGAAGGUCAUCUUAUCGUGCCCUCCAUCAGGUAUAUGAAGCAGUAAUACGUAGAAUUUUCCUUUUAUCAUUUAAAACAGUAACAACAGGAAACAUUGGAUGCUGCUUCUCUGUUAGAGCUAGAUGCUGAGCACCAUUUGUGAGAUGUGUGUAGAUUUUGUAGCACAUAUUCAGGGUCAGGAAAGAGAAUGUCAGGGGAUUAGAAACAAAUGAUCCAGUGUGAGUGAGUCGGAAGAAGGCCCCAGGCCCAAGUAGACAAAGCCUCUGAGUUAAUUCCCAGAACUGGCUGAGGCCCAUUUACUGUCUAGUGAUAGGAUGUUUUUCCUUAAAAGUCACUUUUUGGUUUUUUGUUGUGUUUUCCAGAUAAAGCCUUAGUUAGUAGCCUCUAAAUAUCAACUAUGCAGAUAAACAUACACGUUUUCCACAUUCUUCCUCUUUUUUCCAUUCUUUAAAUAACAGAUGUUAAUUAAGACUUCUACCCAAAGAAAUAAGGCAUAAGGGUUUUGUUGAAUGUGUGUUUGUUCCUCUUGGGAAAAUUAAUGGAAACAUAAAAAUAGAGAUAUUUUGUGUGUUCAUCUGUCCUAAAAUGUGAACUUUAUAUUCAGAAACUAAGUACAGAUUCUGGUGCACACUGUAGUUAGAAUCAUGGAAUGUCUUCGGGUUGUUAAGAUAAAACCAUCCCAGUGUUCAAUUCUGAGAAAGUUUUAGAUUCUCUGGCACAGUGUUCAGGUUUGUGGAGCUAAUAAACAGAUGGUCAGACUAUCAUUACAAAGUGGCAUUAAAUAUUAAUGUCAGAUUCUCAUUCUUUCUCCACUUUAUUUAGUUUUCAUUCUUCUUUUCUCUAGUCUGAGCUCUCAAGUUAACCAUUUCAUCAACCAGUGGCUACACUAGAAUAAAAGUUGCUGAGAGUCUGGGGAGGAAAGGUUUAACUUUCACCUCCUCUUCUCAUUCACGUUGGUCAUCUACGCUGGGUCCCCACUGAAUUUGAAAGUAAAGACUACAAGCGUGUUGUAGGAGACUGUUUACAUCCCAGCACACUCAGACAGGGACUGGUAGGAUUUUAAUCAGGCUGCCUUUGAAUAACUUGAUAUUUUUCUCAGAUAUUCCCAAAGUACCAUUUGCUUGAAAGUAGCUAUUUGCGAUCUUUAUUUAAUUUCCUCAUACUGUAAUAUGUAAUACUUCUGCUUUUCAGACUUUCUUUCAUAUGUCCAUUUUAGAGCAGGUUAGUACUUAAAUUUUGGACACUUUUCCGAACUGUUACCCAAACAGGUCAAGAAUACUUUAAAAAUAAAUAAAUAAAUAAAUCUCAGUAGCAUAAUUAAGGGGGUCUAUAUGUCCAGGACUUAGAAUCAUCACUGGUGACCUGAAUUUUUUUUUCUCUUCUCCUUUGUGUUAAAAAUAGAUUCCUCUACUAUAUAAUAUAGUAGUAGCUACAUUGCAUGGCCUCUUCUUGAUACUUUUCAAGGUUAUUCAAAAGAGAACUCUUACUUGUUUUUGUUGGGCUCUUACUUCACAUAACAGUCUGCCUUGCUUCUUUUCAUUAAUUCCUCUGGAAUAAACCUACUUUACAAAGGUCUGCCUCAGAAAGGCCAUAUGAAUCCUUAGUACCAAUUUUAGGUUCCUCAGAAAACUCUUGAUAUAUUAUUUGUUACUGUUUUGCCAAUAAUAAUAUAAUUCUAUUUUAUCUUGUCUAGUUUUAAAAUAUUUUGUAACAAAGCACUAAUGGAAACUCAAUUGAAACACAAGCAAGGUGACUAUUACCUUAGAUAACGUGGAGAUACUGGUUUUUAAUUUAACAGUUCCAUCUACCCUCCAAGCACAUUUAGGAGUUGGCAGUAACCAAGACUAGCCAAGUGGCAUAUUCUUCUAUGUGACAACCUGCUACAUUACAUUUCAUGCUCUUUUGGCUAUAAACUUCCCUCCUUUUUUGCUUCUCUCAUCUGUUUGCAGGGGUAGUGUGCCCUGUGCCAGCAUAUUGGGUUUUCUGUGAAAUUACCAAGAAUUACCCCCAAUUUUGGCCAGAGGCAUUAAAAGAGAAAUUAUUCUCAGUUGACAGAGUUAUUACUGUUUUAAAUAGGUAGUCGGAAAGUUGACCAAGUUUGGCCAACUUUUAAAAUCCUGGCUAUGCUUAUAUAAUUAAUUACAUAGACCUUCUGAGGCUUGUAGAUAAGCAAGGGGCCCUUGCACUGGUAGAGGUAGGUUUCCAACAUACACACGAUUUUUUUGGCCAGCCUCCAGAGAAGGGAUUCAAGCUUUGUACUGCUCUUUUGUUGGCUGUCAUUGAAAAAUUAUAUUACAGAAUGUAUCAAAAAUAUCUAAUUGUUCUUAAGAGUAUGUAAAUCUUGGAGCUUGCCCUUCCUUCUGUUGCUUGCUAAAAACACUGGCAAGCUGAAAAGGAAAGGAAAGGAAAUCUCUGGCUGGUGAAAAUUUUGUGCCCCAAAUAAGUUAAUCAAAGUCUCCCAAGGUAACCAAGUGAUGAGUGUUUUCUCGUUUAUUACAAGCAAGAAAAUUAUUCGCAGUUGUAAAAAUUAUCGUGGGACUGCAGACCGAUUUGCUAUAACUGAUUGGAAAUAAGGAUUCUGAUUUUUAGUCUGGGUAAGCACAUAUUUCCAACUCUUGCAGUAUGAAUUUUGAUAAAGGAAAGACUUUUGUUUGGUAACAGAAGGAAAAACGGGACUUAUUUAUACAGUGAAUGUUCACUCUAUAGAGGAAUGUCCCUCCGGUUACACAGCAUCUUCUUUCUUGAGCCACCUCCCCGCUUUAUAUAGAUGCCAACAGGUUUUAUAAUGCAUCUUGAAGGAAGGAGCCUAAAUAAUUACUGCUCCUCUGGGUGAAAGGCCCUGACUACCAUAUUGCAGUUGUUUUUAGGGAGGUGCAUUUUUGCUAACUUGAAGGGAUAUGCUGUAUUUUAAAUUUAAAUAAAUGUGUGACUUAAUAUUUUGGGAAUUUUUUUUCCUCCUUUAAAACUGGACCUGAACACAGCUUUGAGUUGAUAUUUGUAAUAAUCUCAGGACCUGAAAGAUUGUAGCAUUUAGUGUGUCUUAAAAAUUAUGUACUGUACCAGCCAUGGAUUUUUGUAAAUAUACCUGUCUCCCUUUUUUGUAUUAUUUUAGUAAAAAAAUAAUAAUAAAUUUAAAUAAAAGGGGGUGGUGAGGAGAUGUGAAUGGGUGUGGGUGUGUAUGUUUGUAUAAGGCUCUUUUGAGAUGAACUGGUGCUUGUUUAAUUUCCGGCUCUAAUCAGAGCAGGAAUAUGGACAAACUGCUGCUACCGAACCCUGCACUGAGCCUAGAUGUUUCCAUUGUGUUUCCUAGUGACUGAUCAGGAAAUGACUAAGUUAAAUUCUUCUUCCCACUGCCAUCUUGCCUUUGAAUUCUCAGUUCUACACACUUUUUGAACAUUAAUGGUGGUAAAGCUUUCCAAACUUUGGGUGGUUUGCUGGUCUCUAGUUUUUAGAGAGCUCUUGUCACUAUUUUCUAAAAAGAGAGGACAGGUAAAAAUUUUUAACCCCCCCCAAAAAAUCACAUUUCAUAAAACCCUGAUGACUUUUGGAUAUGUAAGAGGACUUAAACAUUCCUAGAUGUGGAUCUGUGAAUUUAGUAAAUUGACCCCAUUGAUAAUAUAUACUCCUUCAGUGCAGGGAUUUUUUUUUCUUCUUUUUUUCGCAACAGCCUUGCUCAUAUUCCAAGUGUAGCUAAGCAAACCCCUGUUUUAAAGCAGGAGCCUUAUUUGAUUGUGUAGAUGUUUCCUGUCUAUCCUUUGCGACAGGGCCUUUUACAUGAGUGUUUUUUCUUUUUGUAUGUGUUACGUGUUGUUGUAUUAAAUAAAGAGGAAUGUACAUAUUA